Molecule: messenger RNA, 3489 nt
Organism: Eutrema salsugineum
Lineage: Eukaryota; Viridiplantae; Streptophyta; Magnoliopsida; Brassicales; Brassicaceae
Product: probable ubiquitin-like-specific protease 2B
Biological process (GO): proteolysis
Molecular function (GO): cysteine-type peptidase activity
Source: RefSeq, a predicted model, not a curated record
UCUGGCAUUUGUUGUUGACUUAUUUCGUUUCGGCGUCUCUCCUCUCUCUCCCUCACUCGACCUCUCGAUUCCUGAUCGCCGAUCUCCGGCUUGGGCUCUCUGUUUCUGCCGGAGAGAGCUUCCUUGCGAUGAAGAAAAACUUUGAAGUCUUUGAUUUCAACGAAGAGGACCCUCUCGCUGAGUCCCCAGCUGAAAAGUUGUUGGAUAAAUUCACAAACCCUAGUCCCUGCAAUUCUCCGGUUCUGCAACGCCAGCGCAUCCAGAGCUUAUGCCAGGACAAAGGUGUUCAGAAAGAAGAAAUGGAAGGCACAAGUUGUGCAGAGGCUGCUACUGGUGUAGUCGAUCAUCAUCGUGAAGAUGCCCCGAAUUUAGUAACAGAAGCUGAGGCGUCAACCAGAGACCACUUGAACGAAACAGAUGUAGAUCACGUUGAUCAUGGAUUGAUUGUUGGUUUGAAUAACGAAGACCAUGAAAAAGAAAAAGAUAUAGCUCACGAUAAACAUGGAUUGAUGUUUGGUUUGAAUAUUGAGGACAACGUUAAAGGAACAGAUGUAGAUCAUGGAUUGGAAAGUUUCUCUUGCCAGCCAAGCGCAAAAAGUUUCUACGCUGAAACUUCAUCAUAUGGCCAACCCCAGCUAAACUCACCCCUUUCAGAUUCUUCAUCCAGUCAAGAGCAAAAUGAUAUGAUGUCAGCUAUUGAUGAAAGCUUGAGUGAUCGAUCUGCGUUGAGUGAAGAUUCUGAUUCAGAAGGUGAUGAAGAUUGGAUGGCUGAACACUGCUUCAGUGAUAUGGAAAAGAUUGACAGAAACACGGCUGUUAUCAUGACUCCAGAGUAUGUUGUCCUUAAGGAUAGGCCUUGUGCUGCAUCUGUGGUAAUCUUUUCAUCCACUGGCAUCAAAUUAAAGAGUUUCCUUGCAAAUAAUGAAGAAGGGCCAUUCUCUUGUGAAUUUGGAGUUGAAGACAUAGUUAGUAUUCAAUACAAUUGGUACCAAAAUGUUGGAUUGAUCAUUCUCAGAAUUAGAGUUCUAUUAAAGGAUGAAAAAUGCGAUGAAGAUAUGCAACACACCACAGACAUUGAGGAGUUAAAGUUUGCUGUCAAAGAAUACAAUUGGCCUGAGAAACAACAGAAAAUUAACUCGCUGCAUGUAAAAUAUCCGGCUGUAUGGAAUGCUGACCUCGAUGAUGACGUGGAAGUAUCAGGUGACAACUUGCAUCAACAGAAGCGUUAUUUCCCACGCUUUGAUGAACAAUUUGAGGAUGUUAUCUAUCCAAAGGGAGACCCAGAUGCUGUUUCCAUUUGCAAAAGAGAUGUUGACCUCUUGCAGCCAGAGACAUUUGUGAAUGACACGAUCAUUGACUUCUAUAUUAAUUAUUUGAAGAAUCAGAUUCAAGCGGAUGAAAGACAAAGAUUUCAUUUCUUUAACAGUUUUUUCUUCCGGAAACUUGCUGAUCUCGACAAAGAUCCAUCGAGUAUAGCUGAUGGAAAGGCUGCUUUUCUGCGUGUCCGGAAGUGGACAAGAAAGGUGGACAUGUUUGGCAAGGACUACAUUUUUGUGCCGGUGAACUUCAAUCUUCACUGGAGUUUAAUAGUCAUAUGUCACCCUGGUGAAGUGGCUAAUUAUACAGAACUAGACUUGGAUGACUCCACAAAAGUACCAUGCAUAUUACAUAUGGAUUCUAUAAAGGGGAGCCAUGCAGGGCUGAAGAAUCUAGUCCAAAGUUACUUGUGUGAGGAGUGGAAGGAGAGGCAUAAGGACACCUCGGAUGAAAUUUCUUCCAGAUUCAUGAAUUUGCGGUUUGUCUCACUCGAGUUGCCGCAGCAGGAAAACUCAUUUGACUGUGGCCUCUUUCUGCUGCACUAUUUGGAACUAUUUCUUGCUGAAGCCCCCCAUGAUUUUAAUCCCUUCAAGAUAUAUAAUUCUUCGAACUUUCUUUAUCUGAACUGGUUUCCUCCUGCCGAGGCCUCAUUGAAGCGUACUCUGAUUCAGAAGUUAAUUUUUGAACUCCUUGAAAACCGUUCACGGGAAGUUAGUAAUGAACAGAACCAGUCCUGCGAAAGUCCAAAGCCCAUCAAUAACAAUACAGGCGUCGAGGUUCUCUCUGAGAGAUGCACCCCCUUGAUAGAGGGGAAUAUGACACAGACGCAGGACGAUCAAGGAAUCGAAAUGACUUUGCUUGAAAGAUCUUCCAUGAGGAACAUGCAAGCUGUUAAUGAUUCCGGUAUGGUUCUGAGGGAUUUGUUCGAUUCAGGAGCCAGCAACACAGGAUCAUUACUUGGACAAAUACAGCAAACAUUCGGGGAACCAUCUUCGUUUUAUCAUCUUAGUAACAACUCAUUGGCAACCGAGCAAGUAGAGAUGGAAACUGGUGAACAGUUUAUGUGUCUGAACUCUGGAGAGGGCAAUUUUCAAGGCAUCACAUCUCCGAGGGCAUCUAUGUCAUUCUCUUCAUGGAACCUUAGUAUGAUGCCGGUGCAGAAGGAAGGUGAGACUGAUUCGUUAUCUGAAACCUCGAAAAGCAGUUCUAGUGAUUCAGAUAUUGGUAUCAUAGAAAACAGCCCAAUGGAUCUCUAUGAAGAAGAGACCAGCGAGAGUCCACCAAGAGAGACGGUCUCUUUAUUUUCUGCAACCGUGGGUCCUAGCACUGACCAUAGCACUGAGAAUGAAGAGCUCGUGUCUGCUCACCACGAGCUUGUAGUUGCAUCGAGUCAGUGUGUCAGAGACGAGGAGACGCCAUUGGAGAAGACAUGGAACCUUAGUAUGAUGCCGGUGCAGAAGGAAGGUGAGACUGAUUCGUUAUCUGAAACCUCGAAAAGCACCUCUAGUGAUUCAGAUAUUGGUAUCAUAGAAAACAGCCCAAUGGAUCUUUAUGAAGAAGAAACCAGCGAGAGUCCACCAAGAGAGACGGUCUCUUUAUUUUCUGCAACCGUGAGUCCUAGCACUGACCAUAACACUGAGAAUGAAGAGCUCUUUUCUUUUCACAACGAGCUUUUAGUUGCAUCGAGUGAAGGGGACAGAGACGAGGAGAAACCAUUGGAGUGUGAUCUUGAAGCUGGGGACAAGACGAGUGAUGAUCUCAGAAUAGGGGACAAGACGAGUGAAGAUCUUAAAAUUGGGGACAAGGCGAGUGAUGAUCUUGGAAUUAAGGUGAAGACGAGUGAUGAUCUUGGAAUUGAGGCAAAGACGAGUGAAGAUGUUGGAGAUGAGUGUGAUCAGAAGAAGAAUGAGCCAAUGGUGGAAGAUGCUGAGAUGCGAGCUGCAAAACGGCUAAGGCUAUCUUCCACAGGCGAUAUUGAGGAGAUGGAGAAAUAGUGAUUGUGAAGGGAUCUUUAGAUUGUGAUAUGUAUAACUUGUCAUGGGUCUCUGAUGGUUAGACUUAGAGGAUUUAAUAGCAAAAGUUUAUAUCGUUCUAGGAGACUUUUCUAUAAAAAAAUGAAAAGGAUAGAAAAAUAUCUUUCAUCGUUUUUUUUAUGCGAAAAUUUCGAUUGCA